CGAAAGCAGCUCGGAAGCCGCUGGAUAAAAAAAUAAUAAUAAUAAAAAAAGGAAAUAAAAAUCAAACUAAUUUCUCCCCCCUCUCCCCCCGCCCCCGAUAGAUAGAAGAAACGGGGGAGACUCGGGCAUCGCUAGGUCGGUUGGGCCAUUCCGGACGUUUUUGUUUCUCUUCCCCCCCUUUUCCUCCCCCCUCCCUCCUCGCCUGGCAUCUCCCGGAUUGACCCACCCAGGUUCCUAGCGAAGAAGAGGGAAUAGAUCAGCCCGGGCAUCGUCACAUCUGUAUCUGGUCCAGCGAAAGAAAUCUCUGCAGCGCAACUUCCGCGGCGGCCGGCCGGUGACAAUGCUGCAAAGCACGGACCUCGUCUGGACUUGGCUUCUGCUGGGCACCGCAGUCUCUCUUCAGGUGAACAUAGUUCCAAAUAAGGUGGAGGUGCCUGUUGGAGAAUCCAAGUUUUUCCUAUGUCAAGUGACUGGCGAUGCCAAAUCCAAAGAAAUCUUCUGGUUUGCCCCCAAUGGCGAUAAGCUGACGACAAACCAGCAGCACAUUUCCGUGGUCCGGUCAGAUGAUUCUUCCACUCUCACCAUCUACAACGCUAACAUCGAUGACGCCGGCAUCUAUAAAUGCGUGGUCUCCAGUGAAGAAGGGGAGGAAGAGGCCACUCUCAAUGUGAAGAUCUUUCAGAAACUGACCUUCCAACAUGCCCCCAGCCCACAGGAGUUCAAAGAAGGAGACGAUGCAGUUAUUAUCUGUGAUAUUGUCUCCUCACUGCCUCCCACAAUUAUGUGGAAGCACAUGGGCAGAGAUGUGGUCCUGAAGAAAGAUGUGAGGUUUGUGGUGUUGAGCAAUAACUACCUCCAGAUCAGAGGGAUAAAGAAAAGCGAUGAGGGCAUAUAUCGCUGCGAAGGGAGGAUCUUGGCCCGAGGAGAGGUGGACUUCAGGGAUAUCCGGAUCAUCGUGAAUGUGCCUCCCACCGUUCGUUCUCGGCAGGGGACGGUCAACGCCACUGCCAAUCUCAGCCAGUCAGUCAAACUGGUGUGCGAUGCUGACGGCUUCCCAGAGCCCUUCAUCAGCUGGACCAAGGAUGGAGAGCCAAUAGAACGAGGGGAGGAUGAGGAAAAGUACGGCUUCAGUUACGAUGGCUCUGAGCUGACCAUCCACAGAGUGGAGAAGAACGACGAGGCUGAGUACGUGUGCAUUGCCGAGAACAAAGCGGGCGAACAUGAUGCCACUGUCCACCUCAAAGUCUUCGCAAAACCCCAAAUCACCUUUGUGGAGAACAAAACUGCAAUGGAGCUGGAAGAGCAGAUCAUUCUGACCUGCGAGGCCUCUGGCGAUCCCAUCCCCUCCAUCACUUGGAGGACCUCUUCCCGAAACAUCAGCAGUGAAGAGAAGACCCUAGAUGGCCGCAUCGAAGUCCGCAGCCAUGCCCGCGUCUCUUCCCUGACCCUGAAGGACAUUCAGUACACGGAUGCUGGGGAGUACACCUGCAUAGCCAGCAACACCAUUGGGCAAGAUUCUCAAGUCAUGUACCUAGAAGUUCAGUAUGCCCCAAAGUUGCAGGGCCCUGUUGCGGUGUACACCUGGGAAGGUAACCCCGCAAACAUCACCUGCGAAGUCUUUGCUUACCCCAGUGCUGAUAUCUCGUGGUUUCGGGAUGGGCAGUUGCUGCCCAGUUCCAACUACAGCAACAUCCGGAUCUACAAGACACCAGCCGCCAGUUUCCUGGAGGUGACGCCAUAUUCAGAAAACGAUUUCGGGAAUUACAACUGCACAGCAGCCAACCGGAUUGGCCAGGAAUCCUCCGAGUUCAUCCUGGUUCAAGCAGAUACGCCCUCUGCGCCUUCCAUUGAGAAAGUGGAGCCAUACUCCAGCACAGCCCAGAUCAGAUUUGAUGAACCGGAGGCCACUGGGGGUGUCCCCAUCCUCUGGUACAAGGCCGAGUGGCGAGCCACCGGGGAGGAAAACUGGCACACCAAAAUCUACGAUGCCAAGGAAGCCAACACUGAAGGCAUCUUCACGGUCAUCGGCUUGAAGCCAGAGACCAUGUACGCCAUCCGACUGAUGGCCAUCAAUGGCAAAGGCACCGGCGAGAUCAGCUCCCUCUCCGACUUCAAGACCCAGCCAGUUCGGGAGCCCAGCGCGCCAAAGCUGGAAGGCCACAUGGGAGGAGACGGGAACUCCAUCAAAGUGAACCUCAUCAAGCAAGACGACGGCGGAUCCCCCAUCCGCCACUAUCUCAUUAAAUACAGAGUUAAACAAUCUUCUGACUGGAAGCCAGAAAUCCGCCUCCCUUCGGGCAGCGACCACGUCAUGCUCAAGUCGCUCGACUGGAACGCCGAGUAUGAAGUCACCGUCAUCGCAGAGAACCAGCAGGGAAAAUCGAAGCCAGCACGCUACGCUUUCAGGACCUCAGCCCAGCCCACCACCAUCCCAGCCACCUUGGGAAGCCCAGCCGCCUCAUCUCCUUGGGUCUCUCUGCUCCUGAUCCCAGCAGCUCUGCUUUUGCUGUGUUAGGAACACAGCCGCUGCUUUUGGAAGACCCCCCGUUGUGUCUCCGAGGCCGGACACCCCAAGAGAGGAUCCCCUGUUUUCCAAGGAUGGCAUCCGUCCGGGGAUGGGUGAUGCAGGAAGGUGGCGGGGGGAGGGAGAGAAAUGCAGCACAAGGAAGGAUUCUUCCUUUAUUUUCCGUCUUGGCAGAGAGAUUGGCUAUUUUGUAAUGAGGAAGGAGGAGGAGGAGGAGGAGGAGGCACUGUUUAAACUGGGCAUGUUUUAAGAUUCUGUGCAUGUCUCUCCUGAAGUACAACAGCUCUCUUCUGAACCCCUUUUUAGCCCCUGGCUGUGAAAAAUAAA
Molecule: messenger RNA, 2851 nt
Organism: Pseudonaja textilis
Lineage: Eukaryota; Metazoa; Chordata; Lepidosauria; Squamata; Elapidae
Gene: NCAM1
Product: neural cell adhesion molecule 1
Biological process (GO): cell adhesion
Cellular component (GO): membrane; neuron projection
Molecular function (GO): protein binding
Source: RefSeq, a predicted model, not a curated record